Messenger RNA from Cucurbita pepo subsp. pepo (vegetable marrow), 1068 nucleotides. The record is from RefSeq and is a predicted model, not a curated record. NCBI's taxonomy places the organism in Eukaryota, Viridiplantae, Streptophyta, Magnoliopsida, Cucurbitales, Cucurbitaceae.
UUUCAGAAUUCUACGAUUCCCUUCCUCUCCGGCGAGGAUCCGGCGAGACUCCGACUGAGGAAACGGGAGAGUUUCGCAGGUUUCAUUUGAAUUUACAAACUAUUACUGAAAGUUUCUUUGUAGGAUUUCUAUGACGUUCGCUUCUCCUAGCAGUGUUAUCUGUCAGAACAGAGCCUUGACGUUCUCCGUCGUUUCUUCUCCGGGAGUUCUACACCAUCGCUGCUUCUCUUGCCUUCAACCGCAGCGUUUUCUUCAUUGCAAUCGUCGUUCGUCUUCGAACAUCGGGAUAAACGUCACUCCGGCGGCCUCUUCCGUCGUCGCUAAAACUGCUCUAUCCGAACUCACGUUCAAAGUCAGAGCUCCAGUUCUGUUCCUGGUAGUGUCAUCGACGUUUUGUGUUGAAAAUUUGGAAAACAAACGAUUGCAAAUGAGACCCCUGCUUAAGAUGGUAAUCAACAGAUGGCAGUUCAAGUAAGCUGAUGAGAAGAUCCUGAUUCCUUCAUUAGCCAUCACGUAGGCUUUAUACUACUUUCAAGGUGAAUUCGGAGAAAAUAGUUCUGAAAUAAGGUAUCAAUAUAUAAAAACUCACAUGUUGCGUGCAAUUAUUUUCAAGUUUAGUAACAAAAUCUUUUGGCAUCCAUCAUCUAUGAAACUUUGUUUGUGACGAGCUGUUCCACUUGAUUAUAAGUACAUUUAUAGGAAAGAUUCCCUACUGUUACCUUAAGUUAGUUUUCCUUUAGUAAAGGGCAAAGCUUCAUGAACUAUAAACAAAUCUGCAUAUUUUAUGACUUCCUUUCAUAUAGUAUAAUGAAUCACGAAGUCGAAUCCGUGUCACAUAGGCAGCAUUCUCAGAAGCUGCAAUAAGAUGGGAGUUUGUUAGAUUUAGUUUCAUACAUAAACAUAAAACUAUGGUGUGCCUAUUAGUUUUGGACGAAUGGACAACUUGAUGGAAUUAGCAAUGGAGAAAAGUUACAAUAUUGUAAUGAAAUUUGAAGCAGAGGUAGAAGAAGAUAGAGUAUCUAUACAAACAGAUAAAUAAUCCCCAAAUGAAAAUGUUAUGCAAAAGAA